This is a messenger RNA of Dromiciops gliroides (monito del monte), 7447 nucleotides long. It is a transcript of the gene TAB2, whose product is annotated as TGF-beta activated kinase 1 (MAP3K7) binding protein 2. Gene Ontology annotation, molecular function: ubiquitin binding; K63-linked polyubiquitin modification-dependent protein binding. The transcript is spliced from 7 exons. The record is from RefSeq and is a predicted model, not a curated record. Lineage: Eukaryota; Metazoa; Chordata; Mammalia; Microbiotheria; Microbiotheriidae. Gene Ontology annotation, biological process: positive regulation of protein kinase activity. Bases 465 to 2549 code for a protein of 694 amino acids.
GCAAGUCCGAGCCGAGCGGAGAGGAUCGGGGAGCGGCGCCGCCACCCACCCACCCCAUCGCCUUCGACCUGCUGCUGCUGCUGCUGCUGCUGCUGCCGCCGGCGGGGCGACCCAGCCCGACCCCCUCUCCUCGUCUCCCCUCCCCCUCGGCCACGAGAAGCGGCGGCGGCGGCGGCGGCAGCAGAUCGCAGGGGGCUGAGCAGGGAGGGAGCGCUGAGGUGUCCCCCCUGCCGGGUGGAAUAGGAGGCGGCGGCGGCGCUGGCGGCGGCCGUGGCGGAGGCGGCGGCGGCGGAGACUGAGACGGAGACCGAGACGGAGACGGCUGCCCUAGUGGGAGAGGCGGCGGCGGCAGCGGCCGCGGCGACGACGGCGAAGGAAAAUGCUUGGACAGAAGAGAUGAAUACUAUUUUCACUAAGGCCUAGAACUGCCUAUUGAACAACAGUCCUGAUUAGGUAGUACACGAAUGGCCCAAGGAAGCCACCAAAUUGAUUUUCAGGUUUUGCAUGACCUGCGACAAAAAUUUCCUGAGGUACCUGAAGUUGUUGUGUCCAGGUGCAUGUUACAGAAUAAUAAUAACCUGGAUGCCUGUUGUGCUGUUCUAUCACAAGAGAGUACAAAGUAUCUUUAUGGUGAAGGAGACUUGAAUUUUUCGGAGGAUUCUGGAAUUGCUGGUCUACGAAAUCACAUGACUUCUCUCAACUUGGACUUGCAGUCACAAAACGUAUAUCACCAUGGAAGGGAAGGAAGUAGAAUGAAUGGAAGUAGGACUCUAACUCACAGUAUCAGUGAUGGACACCUCCAGGGUGGUCAGUCCAACAGUGAAUUAUUUCAGCAGGAGCCACAGACAGCACCAGCUCAAGUUCCACAGGGCUUUAAUGUUUUUGGAAUGCCCAGCACAUCUGGUGCUUCAAAUUCAACACCACACUUUGGAUUUCACUUAGGCAGCAAAAGUGUAACUAACCUUUCUCAACAAACUCCCAGAUUCAAUCCCAUUAUGGUAACUUUAGCCCCAAAUAUUCAGACUGGUCGUAAUACACCCACAUCUUUGCACAUACAUGGUGUACCUCCACCUGGACUUAACAGUCCACAGGGAAAUUCUAUCUACAUUAGGCCUUACAUUACAACUCCUAGUGGUACAACUCGGCAGACGCCACAGCAUCCUGGAUGGGUGUCUCAGUUUAAUCCUAUGCACCCUCAACAAGUCUACCAGCCUUCACAACCUAGUCCCUGGACUACUUAUCCUGCAUCUAACCCAGUGUCACAUACCUCAGCACAACAGACAAACCAGCAAGGCCAUCAGACCUCUCAUGUCUAUAUGCCUAUCAGCUCACCUACUACGCCUCAACCACCAACCAUUCAUUCAUCUGGUAGCUCACAGUCUUCUGCCCAUAGCCAAUUUAACAUUCAGAAUAUCUCAACAGGACCUCGCAAAAACCAAAUUGAAAUCAAACUUGAACCCCCACAAAGAAACAAUUCUUCAAAACUACGUUCCUCUGGACCUCGAACCUCUAAUAAUCCCUCCUCUGUCAAUAGCCAUACAUUAACUAGAAGUCAGCCCACUGUUUACAUAGCUGCCAGCCCUCCAAGUACAGAUGAGGUGAUGUCCCGCAGUCAGCCCAAGGUCUAUAUUUCUGCUAAUGCCACCGCGGGAGAUGAACAGGUUAUGCGGAACCAGCCCACACUCUUCAUAUCAACAAACUCUGGAGCAUCUGCUGCUUCCAGGAAUAUGUCUGGGCAAGUAAGCAUGGGCCCUGCCUUUAUUCAUCACCACCCACCCAAGAGUCGGGCAGUAGGCAACAACACCACUGCAACUUCUCCUCGAGUGGUGGUCACUCAACCUAAUACAAAAUAUACUUUUAAAAUAACAGUUUCUCCAAAUAAGCCCCCUGCCGUUUCACCAGGGGUAGUGUCCCCAACUUUUGAACUUACAAAUCUUCUAAACCACCCUGAUCAUUAUGUAGAAACAGAGGGUAUUCAGCACCUCACUGACCCUGUUUUAGCACAUGUGGAUAGGAUCAGUGAGGCCCGGAAACUGAGUAUGGGAUCUGAUGAUGCUGCCUACACGCAAGCUUUACUGGUACACCAGAAGGCCAGAAUGGAACGGCUUCAACGAGAACUUGAGAUUCAAAAGAAAAAGCUGGAUAAACUAAAAUCUGAGGUCAAUGAAAUGGAGAAUAACCUAACCCGGAGGCGCCUAAAAAGAUCGAAUUCUAUAUCUCAAAUUCCUUCACUUGAAGAAAUGCAGCAGUUAAGAAGUUGUAAUAGACAACUGCAGAUUGACAUUGACUGUCUAACCAAAGAAAUUGAUCUUUUUCAAGCCAGAGGACCACAUUUUAAUCCCAGCGCAAUUCAUAACUUUUAUGACAAUAUUGGAUUUGUAGGUCCCAUGCCACCAAAGCCCAAAGAUCAAAGGCCCAAUGCCAAAACACCAAAAUCUCAAGACACAGAGGAAGAUGAAGGAGCACAGUGGAAUUGUACUGCCUGUACCUUUUUGAAUCAUCCAGCCUUAAUCCGUUGUGAACAGUGUGAGAUGCCAAGGCAUUUCUGAGCCACAAGGCCUUAUAUCUUCUCUAAAAAAAUCAUAACAGAUUGUCAAGGAACUAUUCUGUCAUUGGGGAAAAAAUGUUUCAUGGAUACAUAGGAUUUUGCAAAAUUUAAGGUGUGACAAGAUGGUGUUUUGCUUUUGUUAAAUGGCAGCCCACAGAGAUAAAUAAUACCUCAGUGUUGUGUUGCAGGCAGUUGAAAUCCAUCACAUGAAAGGUAAUCUACUGAAAGACUUGGUUGCCAGCUGCCUAAACCAUGGACAGUAUUACCAAUAUCCCAUUACGGAUAACUCUCGUGUUCAAUACUUGAGUGUUCCCACAACUUUUCCCCUAUGUCACUACUGAAUUUUGACGGGGGAAAGGAAUAGAAUGGUAGCUUUUUUUGUUUUUUAAAGCUUUCAGUGAAACACUACAUAAAUGGAAAAAAUUUAAAAGGAACAAGAUUUAAAUAUUUAAACUGUUUGCUGCCACUUAGUGCCAAUGGGUAGGGGAAGAAUUUGACAAUUCUGUGGUACUCUUGGCCUUGUCUUUGUCUUCCCUGAAAACAUCUCUACUCUGUGAAGUUAGCAUCAAUCCAGUCUUGUCUAAAGAUAGGAAGGGAAACAUUGUUCAUUGUCUGUAGAGGACAAAUGGUAAAAUACCCUUGCUUUUCUUACUGUACAUAGCUCUAGAGCCUGCUUUCAGUGACUUUUCUUUAUUAUUUUCUCGUAUUUCUCUAUGUAUAGUGUAAUAGUCUUUUGUUAACUUUCUUUUUUCCCCUUUAGUGAUUAAACAUGAUCCUGCCCUUUUUUAAAGCUUUAUCUGAGAGAAACAGUGCCUUAAAAUAAAAAAGAGCAUUAAUGAAAUGAAACUAUGCACAAAAUAACUUUACUCAUUCUGUGCCUUGCCUUUGCAAAUGCUGUACUGUGAAGACCUGCAGAUGCAGCAUGGUAAAACUGAAAUUGGGAAGAUUUAUGCAUUUAAGUUAAACCUGUACAAUGAAUUUUAUGGUGGGUGACUGAACAGUGUUUUGUCCUUCACAAGGCAACUUAAAACAACAGAUUAUCUUCAACCUACCAAGAGAGCGACAAGAAUAAGCUUGCUUCAUCCACCUGGGGUGUUGCAGAACUUUCAAGAGAUAUUUAUUGAGGAAGUAUACACAAUAUCAAAACCAGCAAUUGCAUCACACAACCUUUUUUUUUUUCUUUUCUUUUCUUUUUUUUUUCUUUUUUUUGAGAGAACUUUAAAUACUUUACUGUUUGGGCAAUCAGUUUCUAACCCUGACUUGGUGGCAAUGUCACAUAUAUUUAUAAAAUGAGGCUAGCUGUAUUUAGGAAAACAGAAGAAAAGCUGGAAAAGGAAAAGCCAACAAGCAGACUUGAACACUGAAGCAAACCUCAAGCAUCUCUUUAUUUUGAUUAUCUUUUAAUAAGGAAAACUACUCAGAUGAUCAGGAAUGUAUGUAAUUGAAUGAAAUCAAGCAAAAGGAAUGACAGUAUGCAUUUAUAAAGGACAACAUGAAAGGAAUUCUGUAGCAGCGCUUAGGAUGAGGCUAAAGGAAGUCUAAAAAUGUAGCAAAAGGCAAGAGACAAAGUAGACUUGUCAUCCACAGGAAACAUUUGCGAGUGGACAUUGUAAAACGGAACAGGAUUAUUACAAGCAGUCUGAGUAAAUGCAAAAGCCUUGAUUUUGAGGGCAUUGCAUUUUGUAGAUGGGAAGAAAUAUGACAAUCCCAAGUAAUUAGGCAGAAGAACCAAAGCACUUGCAUUUGAUGCAUUUUGUUUUUAAAAUGAGGCCUUGUUUUUUUUCAGCUUCAUCUGCAGUUCUAUGUGAAGAUUGAUAAAUCAGUUUUUACCUGUUUUAUUAAUAAAACCUAAUUUGGAUAUCUUGAGUUGAUGGUUUUGUGAUUUAGAUGGGCAAACUGUCUUUGUAACAGAUAAGUUAUUUAUAAAAAUUAAAAAAAGUUAUAUUCUAAUGUUGAAUUUUGUGACUUGUUUUUAACCUGGUAGAACAGUGGGUAAGUGUACUCCAGUGGAACAUUUAAUAAGCAUGUGAACCAGGAAAAGAAAUCGAGAUGCACAAAUUCCAUAUUGUGGUGUUAGACGGGUUCUCUUAGAUUAUUUUUCAUCAGACCAUUUGCCCAGUUUUCUCCACAACAGGUAAAAUAGAAGGUUGUAAAACUAUUUGUUGUUUAUCUUUCAAAUGAGCCAAGACAGUGAACAGUAAGUCUCUUUUUCAUGGUUUGCAGAGGGAGCCUUAAUUUAUACAACUUGUCCUUGUAUUUCUCCCCCAUUUUGGAGACUCACCCCUGUGAUGAAAGUAAGUGAAAAACAGUGUGGAAAGAGGACUAGGCGUGGCAGGAGGAAGCCCAGGCUCACAUCCUGAUUUGGGCAGUCCCUGCCUCUCUAUGACUGUAGAAAAGUGACUUUGCUCCUCUGACCCUUGGUUUUCUCAGCUGCAAAAGAAGGGAUUAAAAUAGAUGAUCCGCUACUAAAUCUUCAGAUUCCUAUAAGUGGUUUCAAGUCACUUAAAUUUUAGUGGAGAUAACUUUCAAAUUUAGACUUUCCAAAAGUUGUGAAUCCCUCUCUUGACCUUAAGAACAGAAACAAAAUAAGCAUUACUCUAAAAUGGCAAUAAAAGACACAUUAUUAAAUAGAACUGGAAAAAGGACUGGGUAAAUUUGUCUUGAAAUGAAAUGCAAUAGGAAGGAGACACAUCUGCUAUGAGGGAGGCUGAUGCCAGCACAUGUUGACGAUCUUUAGUCUACUUUAAAUUAUUGAAUUGAAGUAGAAUGUAAUAAUGUAGUGUAAACAUGAGAUGCAAAGAUUGGAGACUUUGUGUUUCUCAUCAGUAAUUCUUCUUUGGUUCUGGUGUUCUCUGCAUUUAAAACUGUAUUGCUAGGCAGUUGAUGUAAACUGUUUAAAUUUCUCAGGGAAACAUGUCUGUGAGAUUUGUCAGCUUUGCUCUUCUCUACCAAUAGCUAGCACACAUUACUAAGAUGCAUUUCAUAUUGCAUGUUUCUUUGUCAAUAUCUGGGUGUUGUUGUUUUUUUUAAUUUCGGUAGAAUUGAUUAUACAUUUCUUUAGAAAUUCCAGCUGCUUUUCUUAAAUGAAUGACCAAUCUCAGCUACAUCCUACUCUUGGUUAUUUUAAUAAUGAGAGGUAGGAAUUAGGCAGUUUCACAAAAUACAUUGACCAAAAAGGAACUUAUUUUAGCCAUUAGUUUUAACCUGUUAGUUUUAUGGUGGUUUUUUUUAAAACCAGUACUGCACUAAAAAGUGAGAAAAUUGAAUGAGUUGAUCAGUUUUUCCCAUCCCUGUUAGACAUCAGCAGAGAUACUAACAAGCAGUGAAACAACUAAAAGUAAAAUAGAAAACGUAUUCAUCCCUCAAUUAAAUUUAGUAGUUGGCUAUAUGCUUUCAGUUGUAUUAAUCCAGUAAUUUGUUUAAGAAGCAACAACUAGGCAGAUGACUGAUAUAUGUGAACUCUAUGUCAGUAUUUGUGAUCUCAUUAUAUUUCUACUAUUCUAGAAUACUAGAAUUCUAUUUCUAGUCAUCUCUUAGUAUGUCUAGUCAUCUCUUCAUACGUCAAGUGGAAUCAGAACAUUUUUAAUUUAAAAAGAUAAAAUUACAUUAUUAAUAUCCAUUUUACUUGAAGAUUAAAUGGCUCAAGACUACCUAUUAAGUCAAGUUACUUAUACAUGGGUUAAAUGUAAUUGAGCUAGCUGGAGAAAAUAAAGUGCCUCUUCUGAGGGAGGACAGUUAACCAGCUUUGUAUUUGUUAAAUUGGGGGGGGAGGGUUGCCUGUGUGAUAUCUUUAGGGAUCUGGCAUUAAAGGGCAAUUUUUAAUAGUUAAAAUUUGUAUUAAAAUGUCAAGUAUUGUGUCAUUUUAGUAUAUUUAUUAAGUGAUUAAUUAGCUUUCUACAUUUCUGGCUUAAAGUCAAUUAGACUAAUAGUUAUAUAGAAGGAAUGAAUUGCUAUAUAACUAGGAAAACAUGAGACCAGUAACAAUUCCCUUAAAACUUCUACUUUUAUAGAUAUAAAUGUAUGUAAAUAAACAUUAAAGGCAGCUUAGUCUACUGGAUAGACAUACUACUAGACUCUGGGAGCCAGAAAAGUCAGAACUGUAUUCAGGUUUCACCAUUAAUUUACUGUGUCACCAUAGGAAAGUUACCUACUCUUUUUUUUGUAGGCUUCAAAUCCCUUUCUUUUAAAGUAGAAAUAAAACCUACUAGGACCCUACCCACCUCACAGAGAUGAUGUACAGAUGAGUGCAAGUUAUAAAGUUCUCUAAGCUCCCCAGAGCACUAUUUUCAAACAGUGGAUUCAUAUUUGCAUCUAUGAAUCAUGUGUGGGGUUUUGCCAUUUUGUGAACUUUUAAGAAUUUUUAAGUUUUUAUCAACAGUAAGUACUAAUUACAAAGGUAAGUUUUUGCCAUGUAUCUCUGGAGUUACUAUGGGGCAUCUUUUCAGUGGAUCAGAUUUGCAGUUUCUGUAAUUGAGUUCUUUCUCCCACUUAAUUCCAGGGUUAGUUGCUAAUGGAAAGGAUUAUAAAGUUAUUGAAGAUUAUCGUGAAGGAUGAAAGUGUUUUUAUAUUUUUUGUUAAAUGUCCAGCUAUCUAAAAAAUGUACUUUUAUGGUGAAGCAUAACAGGUAAAUUACCUUCUCCAGGAAAAUAAAUACUUUCUUCAAAGGAAUUGCUUCAGUGUUUGUCAGCUCUGCAUAUUUGUUUCAUACUUAAAACUGACCCAGCAGAUAUACUUCAAUCUGUUGGCCUUCCAUUUGCACCCUCUUACACAUUUCCCUUUUCCUCCUGAAGAGGACAUUGCUUUCCCACAUCAUCUAUGUAACAAAACUACUGUAACACUCGGUCCAAGAAUGUUUUACCCCAUCUCCAUGGUACAAUGUAAAGAAUUGUUAUUUGAGGG